AUGUCUCAGUCUCUCAGGGCCUCGUCCUCCCUCUUUGCCCGUGUCGCCCGGCAGCAGGCCCCCUCUGUCGCUCGCCGCACCUUCCUGACCUCCGCUGUCCGUCGCGCCGACCCUGUCCAGGAUCUCUACCUCCGCGAGCUCCGCGCCUACAAGCCUACUCCCAUCAAGCCCGGCGAUGCUGAUGCCCACGUCCAGAAGUUCAGCGCUCCCGCUGCCCCCAAGUCUCCCGAAGAGGCCAACCUCGCCAACGAGCUGAGCUCCUACGAGUCCCAGGAGGUCGAUGUCGAGGGUCAGGCCGCUACUGGCGAGUCCGCUCCCGCUGAGGAGAGCUGGUUUGAGGAGGAUGAGGACGACUCUCAUGCCGCUCACUAA
Aspergillus mulundensis is the source of this 372-nucleotide messenger RNA. Its product is annotated as ATP synthase subunit H. The coding region runs from base 1 to 372 and encodes 123 amino acids. The record is from RefSeq and is a predicted model, not a curated record. Lineage: Eukaryota; Fungi; Ascomycota; Eurotiomycetes; Eurotiales; Aspergillaceae. Gene Ontology annotation, biological process: proton motive force-driven ATP synthesis. The transcript is spliced from 3 exons.